AUGAAGCUGGUGGUUCUGUUCAUGUUGGUCACCAUCCCCAUUUGCUGCUAUGCCAGUGGUUCUGGCUGCAGUACUGUAGAUGAAGUUAUCGACAAGACAAUUGACCCAUCUGUGUCUGAGGAUGACUAUCUGAUAUUGCUUAGUCCAUAUAUACACACAGAUUCUACUAGAGAUGCUGUCAAGCAAUUCAAAGAAUGUUUUCUAAAACAGGAUAAUGAGACUCUGAAAAAUGCUAAACUGAUGGGGGAUAUAAUAUAUAACAGCGAGAGCUGUCAAGAGUCGUCAUAAACCUCCACAAGAAAUUUGGCUCACAGAACUCCAGGAAACUGGCAAUGGUCACUUAUAUUGAUACUGCAAAUUAUAACUUUUCUUUCUUGAUUCUUUAUUUCUAUCUAUAAAGUGCAAGACAAUUGUUGAAACCUCAUGUGUAUUUCUUUCCAUUUUAUUAAAUUUACUGCAUACAA
Arvicanthis niloticus (Nile rat) is the source of this 464-nucleotide messenger RNA. RefSeq names its product secretoglobin family 2A member 1-like. Gene Ontology annotation, biological process: androgen receptor signaling pathway. NCBI's taxonomy places the organism in Eukaryota, Metazoa, Chordata, Mammalia, Rodentia, Muridae. The record is from RefSeq and is a predicted model, not a curated record.